Molecule: messenger RNA, 3969 nt
Organism: Sclerotinia borealis F-4128
Lineage: Eukaryota; Fungi; Ascomycota; Leotiomycetes; Helotiales; Sclerotiniaceae
Source: the annotation of a GenBank genome assembly
AUGGCAGCCUUCGAAGAUCUUAAACAGGGACUCGAUGCUGCUAUCGACAAGAUCGCAUCCAAGAUAUUACUCGUACCUACUACCGAAGUUCUCCUAACCUCCCGCGAUCGAGAGACCGGCGCGCUUUACGCGGACCUUGCAGGAUCGGAAGAUUUCCUGGGCAGUCAUGUCUUGCGAAUACCGGCCAGCCAUGCUGCGACCGCGGGGGGGAAGGAUGCGCCAAAUAUGCGGGAGAACCGGGGAAAGGCGAAACAAUAUACAACAGUUAAUGGAAGGACAGUCGUGAUCAAAGAUGCUUAUGUCUAUAGUAAUAAAGGAUUCAAGACCUUGAACCAAGCGCAACUUUUAUCAGAUACUUUAUGGUACCCAGAUUCGCUCGAGCCACGCCAAUGGCUUGUCUACUACAUAUCGAGACCUCUGGUUGGCAUAUACGAAGAAAUUAAAAUUACCACUGCAUUGCUAGCCCCAAGGCUAUCGGAUGGCAGGCCAAUUCUCCCAUCCAGAUCGCCUUCAAUACCCGAUUCCACCUCUAUGAAUGGACUCCCUCGCAAAAAGGAUAUCAAAAGUUUCAGCGACCUUCUAACGAAUUUCCCAAUGAUUGCGAGACAAAUGCAACCCGGCUUGGAGGCUUUAUUUAAGGAGUUCAACCAAGUAUUUGAAAAGCAAUUACCACCUCCGCCAUCAGCUGCGAACAUUCCGGAUCCUGUACCGGAUGGGCCCAUAGCUACAGCGAUGAAGAAAGCGCGGUCUAAUAGUUUUUCGACGGCUGCCCGACCAAAUGGCCAUGUGCAACGUUAUAUUGUGGAUUUCUAUACCGAGGAUGAUGAGAAUGUCAUGCGGGGAGCCUUGGAGACCGCGGUCACAUCUGCGAUUGAUCUUUUCCAGAUGGUCGAUAAGCAGCAACUUUCCCUUCUUGGAGCUACGACCGAUCUUACAGGUCCAAUUGUGGAACGUUUGAUUGAUCGUUAUGUCACCGAGCAAUUGCACGAUACCAUCUUAUUCCCGAGACUAUGCACAAUGAAACGCCCUGAGGACUUGGAACUGGAAUCAAAAAUCAGACAAAUGGAAUUUGUAGAUAUUUCACAGGUUGGUAUACCAAUUCAGGGUGGCCAUCAAGGAAAGCAAGAGCUCACAUUGCGCCUUGGCCGUGCUGUCGAAGAAUUCCGGAAAUUGAGUGUGUCAGGAAGCCCACAGCAGAUGAUGGACAUUUUACUACUAACGUUGAAAACAGUGACGCAGCUGAUUGCGAUUCCAACAAGCAUGGAGGGACCCUCUUCUUCCGAGAAAGUGAGCUCUGUCUUGACUAUCAAUGCCGACACUCUUGUCUCAUUACUGCUAGUCGUGGUUAUAAGAGCGCAAGUUAGGCAUCUCCAGGCUCGUCUUUUAUAUAUGCGCCACUUCAUUUUCGUUGAUGACGUGGAAAGUGGUGAGAUGGGAUAUGCGCUAAGCACGUUUGAAGCUGUCUUAUCGUACCUUGCAAGGGACUCAGGAGGUCUUCGGAAAGCUAGUCGGCGGAACCACAAGCUAUGGGCAGCGACUAAGAAAGGAGACUUAAAAGAGAUGAUGAAGAUCAUGGAGCCCGAACGAGAGCUCUCCUCGGACGAAGAAGAGUCUGACCACGAGGAAGCUAUCGUAGACGACAUGAUCGAUGAAAAUAGGCCAUGGAAUACUUCGAAUGGACAUGCCAGACGGAGAUCUUCUGGAGCUGCAACCCGGCUUUCGCAAGCAUCUACUCUCACUCAUGUCUUCCCUUGGCAAUAUUCACAUGACGGUGCAGAUGAAGAGCGAUUACCGCCACUACGGAGGCCUAAAACAGUUACUAUGGAUGUACGAAGCUUAUCUAGCAGCUCCGAGAUGUCUUUCAGGUCACGAGCUACUACGAUUGACUCUACAAGUAGCGGCAUCGAAGGUGAUACCUCAAUCGCACGAUUGUCGCAAACUGAAGAUUCAUCCGGUGAAUCUGUUCUUAUGAUGGCCGUUCAACAUGAGAGACCGGAGGCACUUCAGUAUCUUUUGUCGUUACAUGACUACUAUCCGCUACGAGCGAUUCUUGAAGAUACGAAUAAUGAGGGUACAACUUUAUUGAGUGCUGCUGUGCAAUUGGGACAUACCGAACUCAUUAAUAUAAUACUAGAUUUUGUUUAUCGAGCUGCAUCAGAAUUGAUCGUCAUUGGAUAUCUUUCGCGACAGGAUAUCAACGGCAGGAGUGUAGCUCAUUUUUUGUUCAACUAUCCGGAGCUUAUUUCGACAGUCGGGCGUCUAUUACCUUGGAGGCAGAAAGAUAAAAAUGGUCAAACGCCACUUUUUGCCUCAUGCAGAUCAUACGACCAUGGACGCUAUAGACCCAUGGUAGAGUCAGCACUUGCUGCAGCUGCGACUUCUCAGGGAGACAACCAACUUUUACAUUUAGACGAUCAUGUCGACUUGAAAGGUAACACAUUAUUACAUAUUGUCAACGAUCCUCAAAUAGCGUUGCAGCUUCUUCUUCAUUGCGACUCCGAUGUUAAUGCGACGAACGAUAAGAAGUUCACACCACUCAUGGUAGCUAGCAAAUAUGGCCGACUAGAAAUGGUUCGAGUUCUAUUUGGGGACCCAAGAGUAGACCUUUUUGCCAAGGAACUUCGUGGCUUGACAGCGGUUGAGCUUGCUAAAGACGAUGACGUACGGAAUAGAAUUGACGAUUUAAUAUUAUUUUCAGGGCUGCCAGCUGCUGAUGGCAGAAUUACGGCUGUAGUCAGAUCAUUCUUCGUUGAGGAUGCAACUAUUCGACUAGUACUCAAAUCCGGGGCACCCUCCGCGCAACAAAGCUUUACUGUAACUACUUGUCGACGUUCAUUGACCGAAUUUGAGCAUUUGGCAAAACUACUAACGUUAGAAAACCCAGCUUCAUGGCUGCCAUCUAUAUCAGGGAUGAGGUCACCUUUUCAAUUCCCUUCAAGGCCUUCAAGGGCUGUUCUAAGAGACAUACAAGUCAAUCUUGAUGCAUUUUUGAAGAUUCUGCUAGCACACACAACCUUCUCAACACAUGAAAUGUUGUGGGAGUUCUUUCUCGUGCCAGAUAUACAGGCAGAAAUGAUGGAACAGAGGUCUAAACUGAAGGCUGAGGCAAGGGUAGAAACUGUACGAGAAGAGUAUCAGCCAAUUGGCGAUGUCCGUGACGUCGAGCAAUUUGUAGAUCAUGCAAGAGAUAUGGUUCGAAGUGUCAACUACUCUACCAAGAGUGUAGCACGUAGGGCCAAUAUGGUGGCAACUGUUACCACAGGCAUGUUUUCAAUUGACUCUCAUAUCAAAACGUCGCUAACAUUCAUAGAUCUUUACGAUGCUUAUAAGCUUUCUACUCGCGCAAUGUCUACUCUUCCCUUCCUCCCUCAAACCCAUAUCUCCGCUCUAGAAGCCUACACCCAGACACUUGCUCCAUCCUCUACCUCCUCAUAUUCCACUUUCCAUACCGCCAUCCUUUCAAUCCACAGCACCAUAAUCGCUAUGCUCCUAUCUCUCUCUCGUCCCACCUCGCUCAUAUCCUCGAUCACCACAUCUCGCAAAUCAAUUGAAAGAUCCUACAACUCUCUUUCCCGAUCAACUCGUUGGCCACUAGGUCUCCUCGACGACACGCGCCAACGCUUAAACGAGGAAAAGGAAGACAAAGUACGAAGGACAAAAGAAGAAGUCGAGGAAACGGGAAGAGAAUUGAGAUAUACGCAACAAGUCGUAGCAGCAGAACUUGCUGGCUGGCAAGAUUUGCAUGAGAAGAUGGGGAGGAAGGCUGUGAAGGAUCUGGCGAAGUCAAUGCUUAUUAGAGAACGUGCGACGUUAGAGGGGUUGCGGCGAGCGGUAAGGAGGCUAAAGGUUGGAGAGAGGAAUAUUGUAGAGGCCGUAGAGGGAGGAGAGGAGGAGAGUGAAGAUGAGGAGGAUGGUGAGGAGGCGGAGGCGGAGGCCAGUGGUAGUCAUGUUGAAAGUGUCAUUAUGUAG